Messenger RNA from Meriones unguiculatus (Mongolian gerbil), 2948 nucleotides. It is a transcript of the gene Znf623, whose product is annotated as zinc finger protein 623. Bases 775 to 2211 code for a protein of 478 amino acids. The transcript has 3 exons. NCBI's taxonomy places the organism in Eukaryota, Metazoa, Chordata, Mammalia, Rodentia, Muridae. The record is from RefSeq and is a predicted model, not a curated record. Gene Ontology annotation, biological process: regulation of transcription by RNA polymerase II. Gene Ontology annotation, cellular component: nucleus. Gene Ontology annotation, molecular function: DNA-binding transcription factor activity, RNA polymerase II-specific; RNA polymerase II cis-regulatory region sequence-specific DNA binding.
GGCCCCCAUUCUCAUCCUAGAGCGGCUACGGACGUCCUCCGGGUGGAGCCUCGGGCAGCUUCCGGCCGGGGUGUGCGGCGGCGGUGCGGGCUUUGUGGCCGCGCGGGGUUGCGGGGCUGGGGGCCGGCAGUUUUCUCGCCGCCGGGCUCCGGGUGAGUGGGGCGGCUCGGCUCCCACGGGUGGGCAGGCUCUUGGCCGGCGGGGCUCAGCGAGUUCGUCGGUGCUCCCGGCCCUGCUGCCCUUCGCUUUUGCGGGUGUCCGCAUCUUCUCGCUCGGUUCGAACCGGAGCCCAGCGUCUUCUCACCGAGCUGGGCGUGGUAGAUGUUUGGACCGGUCCGCGGACUGCAAGGGUUGCACUCAGCCUCGGUGCCUGCAGGUCCGGCCUCCAUGUGGCUGCUUGAAGGCUGGCUGCUCAGGUGUUGGAGUGCAGGUGCGUGCAUCGCUGCAGUUUUGCUUCCCUCAGGCCUUUCGGCCUCUGCCGGAGGAGAUGCAGUGCAGGCACUCCAGUGCGUCAAGGGUUGCAGAUAAUGUGGAUUUUGGACAGGAUCAGCACCGUGUGACCUGAAGGAGGAUUCCCAGAUAAGCUGCCUCUGCUAAACUUAUGGAUGGUUGUGAGGAGAAGAGGAGACAAACAUGCUUUGCACACGCAGCAUUCAGCUACCUCCACAACUUCAGUGGCACAUGCAUGGAUUUCUAAGGAGGUUCCACUCUAGGAGCUAAUGGCGAGAAGGUGAUCCUGAAGCCUGAGUUUCUGGGGAGGAAAAUUCACAUAAGAUGAUGUCUGACAAACUCACAGUGCUAGAGCCCUCUGCCUCCGGGUCCGGGGAAUUCCAUGAAGACAGAUUAGCACAACUGUUGGGGAACCCAGAAAGACAGAGCCUGGAGAGUCCCCCCUCUCAGGACGGGGCCUUCAAACAGAUGACAGUGACCCACUGGAAAAUUCAAACAGGAGAAACAGCCCAGAUGUGUAGUAAGUCAGGAAGAAAUCCUAUUCUUAACUCAAACCUUCUUAUACUUCAGAGAGAGCUUAUAGAAGGGGAGGCUCAUUCUUGUGGUGUUGGUGGCAAAAGCUUCCCGUUUAAUUCAGCUGUAGUUCCGCAUCAGCUUUCUCACCCAGGGGAGAAGCGGGUCCACUCCGGGGACAGACUCUAUGUGUGCAACGUGUGCGGGAAAGACUUCAUUCACUGUGCAAACCUAGUUGAGCAUCAGCAUGUGCAUACAGGAGAAAAGCCGUUCAAGUGUGCACAGUGUGGAAAGGCAUUCUGUCACAGUGCAGACCUCCUCCGGCACCAGAGGGUUCAUACCAGAGAGAGGCCCUUUGAAUGCAAAGAGUGUGGGAAAGGCUUCAGUCAGAGCUCCCUACUCAUUCGCCAUCAAAGAAUUCACACAGGAGAAAGACCCUAUGAGUGUAACGAGUGUGGGAAAUCCUUCAUUCGGAGCUCAAGCCUUAUCCGGCAUUACCAGAUCCACACAGAGGUAAAACAGUAUGAAUGUAGAGACUGUGGGAAAGCCUUUCGACACCGCUCAGACCUCAUUGAGCACCAGAGAAUUCACACUGGAGAGAGACCCUUCGAGUGUCACGAGUGUGGGAAAGCCUUUAUUCGAAGCUCAAAGCUCAUUCAGCAUCAGAGAAUUCACACUGGAGAGCGGCCUUAUGUAUGCAAUGAGUGCGGGAAGCGUUUUAGUCAGCCAUCCAACUUCACUCAGCAUAAGAGAAUCCACACUGGGGAAAAACUUUAUGAGUGUAAUGAAUGUGGGAAGGCCUUCUUUCUGAGUUCAUACCUUAUACGACACCAGAAAAUCCACACUGGCGAACGGGUGUAUGAGUGUAAAGAAUGUGGUAAGGCUUUCCUCCAGAAGGCCCACCUCACCGAGCAUCAGAAGAUCCACACUGGAGACAGGCCCUUUGAGUGCAAAGACUGUGGGAAAGCCUUCAUCCAGAGCUCUAAGCUGUUGCUGCAUCAGAUUGUUCAUACUGGAGAGAAGCCUUAUGUGUGCAGUUACUGUGGUAAAGGCUUUAUACAGAGAUCCAACUUCCUUCAGCACCAGAAGAUGCACGCUGAAGAAAAUCUCCACAAGUACAAUCAGCAUGGAAAAGAUCUUACCCCACCCCCAGACCUUGUCCACCAGGAUGCCCUUCCCUUGAGUGAUACCUCCAUUCAUUUAGGAGAGAGGUCAGCAGAUCCGCAGUGUUGUGCAGAUAACUUAUAAGACACUCUCUGCAUAAGUGGUGCUUGGAAAUGGCCACACUUAGUAUAUAUAUGGCCUCUCAGAUGUGGAUUGUCACAGUUUUCCAAGUCACAGAUGGGCUGCUUUUGGUUAGGCCCGCUGUCUGUUACCAGGGCAGGAAAGUUAAGGGACUGGACAACUGUUCUUGAGCUGUACACGGAGGUAGAGCCUCUAGAGAACUUUCUAGAUUUUAUUUGAAGUUAAAACACACCCUCAAGUUAAAUCCUUUCGGAGCAGAGCUGCAUCGUUACUUGAGAAAUGGUUACCUAUCUGAAAGGUUAGAGAAAGGGGCUUUUCUCAUGGAAAGCUGAAAGUUGGUUCCCUGUUGUCUGGGACUAAUUAAUCUCCAAGCCAUAGGGUUUAGUGUCUAGCCAUGUUUCCUCAGUUGUCUGGCUCCUGGCAAUACAGUUGGUGUGUAUUGCCGCCCACAUCCUUCAGGCUGCUCCCCCUCCUGAUGCUUCCCCUUUCCCCAAGUUGCUCCUGAUUAUUAUGUGAGAUCUCUCUCAGGCAUCAUGCCCAGAAAUGCUUUCCUAGUACUGAACUGGGUUUGUGUCUUGUGCUCCUGUUGCACAGUGCUACUGUGCUGGCUUUUAAAUACCACAGUUAAGAAUUUUCUCUUUCUCAUUAUGAUCUUCUUCCGGAGGACAAUAAUCGUGUAUCAUUGAUUCCUAUGUCCAUAGUGUCUAGCACAUGACAAUAAAUGAAACAAAAAACCCAAA